UGUUUGGUCAUGUGACCGCGGCGCCCUCUCGUUACUGGUCAGUUUCAGUUUUUCGCAGUGUCACAGGCUCCACUGAUUCCACUCCGAUAACUUUUCCUUUCGGUACCGAAGCGGCCCGCGGCUCCGCAGGCGGCGGACAAAGCGGCUCUGAAACCGGGCGUCGGAACCGCCUCCGUCACGGCUCGUCCGGUUGUUGGACCGAGACGCGGCUUCCCGGCAGGCCUCGCCGUUCACCGAGCGAGUGUGGGCGCGCACGCCGCUGCAGGGCGGGCCCUGGUCGGCCAGAGCGGCGGCAUGGAGCCCGGCGCCCCGCUAGCUUAGAGCUGGUUCCGGGAGAUGAGAAGAGGCGUUUUAGCUGCGCUGGAGGUUCGGAUGUGAGGAUGAACGGCACGCAGCAGGCCGACGUGAAGAGGCAGCACCUCCUGGAGAGGCUGCUGGACGCCGUCAAACAGUGCCAAAUCCGCUUUGGAGGGAGAAAGGAGAUCGCCACCGACUCAGACAGCAGGGUGAUCUGCCUGUGCGCCCAGUUUGAAGCUGUGCUGCAGCACGGCCUGAGGAAGAGCAAAGGUCUGGCCCUCACAGCUGCUGCUCUGAAGCAGGCCGCCGGCUUCAGCAGCAAGACGGAAGCAGCAGAGCUGACCUUCUGGCUUUACGUGAAGGAGCACCUGAACCGCCACGAGCUGCAGCGCUUCUACUCCCUGCGCCACAUCUCGUCGGAGCUGGGCCGCGGGCGUUCCUGGCUGCGCUGCGCCCUGAAUGAGCAUUCGCUGGAGCGCUACCUGCACACGCUGCUGGCUGAUCGCCCGCGCCUCGGAACUUACUAUGACGACUGGGCUUUUGUUCUGGAUGAAGAGAGAGCAAGUAUGCUCCCCACUAUGGCUGCAGGUCUGAACUCCAUCCUGUUUGCCAUCAACAUUGACAACAGCGACUUGAACGGCGCUGUGACCCGAGGAGGCUCGUCGGUGUCCAACCUGCUGAAGGAGUCCACUCAGGGCAUCGGCAGCCUCCUGAAGGAGUCCACCCAGGGAGUCAGCACCCUGCUGCGGGAGAUCGGCACCGCCACCGCUGUGGUGCCCGGCUUCACCACCAAGGUGGACGGAGCCUCCGACCCGCUGCCCGUCAUGCCCCGCAGCACCUCUGCUGAUUCAGGGCUGAGGAAGGAGCGCCGCAGGAAGAAGAAGAUCACCAACAUCAUCUCCUUCGACGACGACCUGGAUGGAGGAGCUGAGGAUGAGGAGGACGGAGAGGAAGACUCACAGAAGGCGAAGGCGCCGAGAAGCCGCGGCGCUCCGGCUCAGAGCAGCGUGGAGGAGGGGGUCGACCCCCUGGAGCCCAUCCUGACCGAGCCGGCGGCCCAGAACGGCGUCCCAGAGCCGGGCAUAGUGGGCUGGGUGGGGUCGCCCCAUCCCUGCCGCACGGCCUCCCCAGCCAGGCCUCCUCCGCCUCACGGUAAUGAGGUGGAGGAGGAGGAGGAGGAAGAGGAGGAGAUGUACAAACCUGGAAGACAAACCCAGGAGGAGGAGGGACUCCCGUCUGAUCAGCCGGUGGUGGGCAGUCUGUCCAGCGUGUCCACCUGGAGUCCCGUCCAGGCCGUGACGGACCAGCCCAGCGCCGACAUCCUCAUUCCGGUCCACCCUGCAGACCCUCAGCCAGUCAGCUCCGUGGAGGACGUGGCCGUGUUUCCCGUUCAGUGCGACUCGACGGGACCGACAGAGAACUGCGAGAGCGGCCGCCCGCAGCUCGCUUUCAGCAUGGAGUCCAGUCCGCCGGCGCAGCCCGGGCUGCCGGCGUCGGCUCUGCCCGAGUCCAUGACAGUGGCGGAGCUCCGGCAGGCGAUCGUAGCCAUGAUGAACAGGAAGGAUGAUCUGGAGGAGCAAAACACGUCCCUUCGCAGCCUGUUAGACGGCGAGAUGGAGCACUCAGCCGGCCUGAGGCAGGAAACCGAUUUGCUGAAGAAGAAGCUUGCAGAGCUGGAGGAGAGACACGGGGCUAAAGUCCAAGCGUUGGCCAGGGAGAACGAAGUCCUGAAGGUCCAGCUGAAGAAGUAUGUGGGCGCCGUGCAGAUGCUGAAGAGGGAAGGAAGCCCGGGCAGUGACGGUUUGUCCGUGUUGCGCUCCAAAGAAGAACCCGGCCCGGCGCUGCAGAACAAGUUCAUCGGGGACACCGAGGAGCUCGCCGCCAGCUAUGAGCGGAAGCUCAUUGAGGUGGCCGAGAUGCACGGCGAGUUAAUAGAGUUUAACGAGCGCCUGUACCGCUCCCUCAUGGCCAAAGACCACCUCAUUGUCCAGAUGAGGCAGGAGCUCAUCGACCUCCGGGGCCCGGUUCCAGGUGAUUUGAGCCAAACCUCAGACGAUCCCAGCCUAUCAGAUUUUGAGACGGCUCACCGCGCGCUCGUCAACGUGUGGAUCCCCUCCGUGUUCCUGCAGGGCAGAGCUGCGAACGCCUACCACGUCUAUCAGGUUUACAUCCGCAUCCUGGACAACGAGUGGAACGUGUACAGACGUUACACCGAGUUCAGAGAGCUUCACAACCAGCUGAGGACACAGUUUCCACAGGUGGACACCUUCAACUUCCCUCCCAAGAAAGCUAUUGGGAACAAGGAUGCCAAGUUUGUGGAGGAGCGGCGGAAGCAGCUGCAGGGCUACCUCCGCACGGUGAUGAACAAGCUGAUCCAGGCGCUGCCAGAGUUCACCGCCCGCCCCACCAAAGAGACCCUGCUGUCUCUGCUGCCUUUCUGUCAAGACACCCCCCAGGCCAAUGAAGGCGGGUCCAAGACGCCCCGGUCCAGAACCUCAUCCCGCUUCCCCAGACUGGGCCGCAGCCGCACGCAGGAAGCCAGACCAGAACCGCAGAGCGGCGACCUCUGACCUCUGACGGAUCCAACAUGGAUGACGGCGCCUGCGGACGAUCGGUGCGUCCACUGGACCUCGACGGCGACCCAGAUAAACGCCUCGGACCUGAGCUGGACGGGUCGAUGGACGUCCAGAACCUGGUACCGGACUCAGAGGCUGUAGGAGGAGCAGAUAGCGGGACUGUUUAACGUGUCGAUGUUCUCAGUGCCUACCGUGUUCUGUAGCUUCUCAGCGGGGUGGGGGGGCUGCUUUAGUGCCAUUAGACGACCCAGAUGUUCCCAGAUGUUCCCAGGACCAAUGAGCUGCCGGCAUUCCUCCUCCCUGCCUUCAUCGUCCUCUUGUUGCUGUAACACAUGUGCAGGAAAUGGGACGCGUCCAUGUCCUGUGGGAGGAGCCUAUGGCCUCCACGCCGUACCUCUGCUCUCUGGACGCCAUCUGCCUUUUUCUCAGCUCACUGAAAAAAAAAA
This is a messenger RNA of Fundulus heteroclitus (mummichog), 3319 nucleotides long. RefSeq names its product sorting nexin 29 (gene snx29). NCBI's taxonomy places the organism in Eukaryota, Metazoa, Chordata, Actinopteri, Cyprinodontiformes, Fundulidae. The record is from RefSeq and is a predicted model, not a curated record. The transcript has 21 exons. Gene Ontology annotation, molecular function: phosphatidylinositol binding. The coding region runs from base 381 to 2867 and encodes 828 amino acids.